This is a messenger RNA of Spirometra erinaceieuropaei, 9180 nucleotides long. Lineage: Eukaryota; Metazoa; Platyhelminthes; Cestoda; Diphyllobothriidea; Diphyllobothriidae. The record is from the annotation of a GenBank genome assembly.
AUGACCGACGCAGAUAUUGACGUGUUGGCCAAACAACACCCAAGGAAUUAUUCUCUUUUAGUCCUUAUUGGUACCGAAGUUAAGGAUUGUGAGGGCUGUCGGUAAGGAUUUUUCCGUUCCUUGUAUUGGGUUUAGCAUUGCUCGGGAAUUUUUGGAAAACAUCGCCUUGGGUUGGGAGGGAAAAUCUCCUUUAUCCAAUGAUUUGUUUUUUGCCUCGUAUGAUUUUUAUUAUCAUCAAUCACUUAUUAAGGAGGUAAAUCUGUUCGUUCGCUUCUUAUCCGGUGGUUGUUAGUUUGGCAUCGAAAAGGCCCCCCACAUGAUUCACUUUCCUCCUACAAGUUACCCGUCGAGUGGUGACCAACUCUCUGAUGGUAAUAUCCUGAUGUCUGAAGAACGUCUUGCUCAUUGGAUACACUUGAGAACAGGGCACCUCGUACGUGCAUUUCCUUUAAACUCUUUAUUUGCAGAUCGUGCCUCGUGCUCGGCCUGAUUAUACAAAGAUCAAAGUUGUUGGUGUGGUAGCCAUCGUUCUUGGGCUUCCGCUCGUCUUUGGAUUCGUAACUUUCCGAACCAUGUCGGCAUUUGUCAGCCUGGUAAGAGUUGUCUAGUGUCACACCAUUUAAUUUAUUUCGAAAGGUUCCCUUUAUUACGAUCAAAAUCACGCUGUGAAUUUGAACAAGUGCAUAGGGUGUUUAGUCCCUUCCUCGGUGAAUAUUUGCAGAAGUCCCGCUGAAAAAUUUGUCCUAUGCAAUUCAAGCUGUAAUAAAAGGCGGCGACCUCAGCACAAGCUGAAAAUGUUUGUCUGCAUCAAGAUGAUGCAGGAGAAGUAAUUCGAAAAAAGUCCUCGAAGAUGUAAAUGAGAGGAGUCGCGUCUGUGUGUUUAGCGCUCACCAAAAAUGUCCAGUGUGGUCGGCUGUUUGGUGAAGCAUAUGCUGACUUCAAGAGGUAUAUUUCAAAUUAGAAAGGGGCCUAGAAGAAUACUUUUUCAUGUAGUCGCCGAGCACGCCUUCCGUGAUUCUUCACGACGCAAUUAGACGACUGUUAAUCACAAGUCAUUUAAAACCACUCUCGGUUAUUGCAUGGUUGAAACCUGACGGCAUUGUUUAGGGCGAUGACCUGGGCCAAGGGUGAUGUGUAGAAACUCAAGGGGACAAGAUUGGGCGUUUGCUCCCUUGUCUUUCCUAGGGUUGAGACGUGUGUUGUGACGGCAUCAGCCAUAACCCAUUCGUCCUGCCAUCUCUUGCGUCAUACCUUCCAAAGUAAAAAUUUGUUCAUUUAUGCCAUACCUUGUACCAUACUUAGGGCAAUUUGAACUCAUCCGAUGAUCUAUUUAGUAGUUUGAACCGAAUUGCGUAGCCACUGCUGAAGUACCGUCAUAUUUAUGGGCGUAAAGAGAGAGAAGGGGCAGUAUCCUUUAUUUUCGAAGCAUUGUUCCAAUUCUUUAACGAAAACCUAAAUUUUCGGCCCGGAAUACAGAUUUAUAGAUGUCAAGAGAGUUGGUCGACUUGCAUAAAAACCGUGCUAUUAUGGUGACAACGUGAGUUUCAAUUUCUAUAGGCACAUUAGGUAUCGUACCAGAGAUGGCACUGAGCGCUAAUAUACCGAUGUUCGGCAUGCGCUACGCCGGAAGCCACGACGCUUAUGACAGGAAGACUUUGCAGCCACUAAUUUAGGGUGAUGGAGAUGGACAUCACCCACAAUGUCAUUUUACUAAGAUGUCAGUCGAAAAAGUAUGUAAGAAAUACUGACCGAGUAAGGGAGCAUUCUGAGCUGUCCUCGAUUAUUCUUCCCGUAGAAUCUUGCUGGCCUCUAUAUUUGUGACGUGUCUUCGGUACAGGCGGGUCACAAAUUAGUUGCCGAGGGAUUUUGCUCAAAAUUUUUUCUCCCACCUUCUUGUUUUGAGGUUUUAUACAGUAUUCUGUGUGCCAGACUUCAACUCUUUAUGCUAUGAUAACAUCGCUCCUGUUCAUCCUGAAAAUACCUCUUAUAAGGGCAAUUUCUGCAUCCGCCCUCCGUGGGUGCACCGGGUAGCCGGCAUGAUUUUGACUAUAAGGUCCUCGUCACAGGACUCGUCGCACGGUUAGUAUCUAGUAGACGUAUAAUUUUAGUAGAUACAAAACGUCUCUAUUUUCCCCUGAUGUAGUUACUCAACAUGCUGCUGGGCUAUUCCCAUAAAAUUGAUUUUCUGUGGUCGCGGCAUUCGGAUUCGUGUGUAUUUUGGGGGAAAAUGAAGUCGGACAACAGAGUAAUUUUAAUUUUCUUCAGUAGCCGAUGAUCAGAGAUACUCCUAGUUCCAGGGUCCUUUCUUGCAGUAGCUCUCUAUGGUAGUCCUGACAACUCGUGUCUUCGGAAUGCUGUGAAUUCCAAAUGUUCAUCACCUCGAGCGCGCCGCACAUUGGCCGCGAAUUGAAUGUUGUUUGUAACUUUGUGGUCUUCUGUUUGGACCUGCUCUGACUUAAACGAUCAAGUGAGGCCCCUGCAACAGCCUUAUUUAGAUUUUACAGAUGAACGUCGUUGUGCUUUAGCGGGCGAGGCGGUUCCAGGCGUUUUGGUUUUGACUGCUUCGUUGUAACAUCAGGUCUUGAUACGUAGUGAUUUCCGAGAUCUUAAGAUGCAGACGUAAUCGCACUGUCCCGAACAGCACGCCUGAGCUUGACUUACUGUCUUUUUCGCCUCACUAAUCUCACACCGCAUGUUGCGGCAUCCGAUGACCUAACUUUAUCACCGCCUACAUACAAACGGCAGCUGUUCAUUGCAGCGGUCUUCCGUCAUUUCGUCACCACGUCAGCGGGUGUCUUUUUGGGUGGAAAAUUUGGCCACGUUUUCAGUUUUGAGCUUUGACAUUCCCAUCUCGCCUUGCUGGCGUCGCUAGGUGGAGCAAAAGAUACGACAUUUUUGGGACUGUUCUUAUCAUCGUCUGCUUUAAGCGUGCGAGACUAGGCAGCAAGUACGCUUGAGGAUUGCUACCUUUGAACAUAUGCGGGUAAUGCAGGACCCUCAGGUUCCAUGAGUACGUUGCAGGCCUUCUAGCGCAGCACAAUUACAGACGCUCUUACAUUAAUUACUCGGACUUGGAUAAACGGACUUCCUAUGACGGACAUUGCGCAUUUCACGGCUUAAGGGGGUGCAUGUAAUCAGCAUCUUUUCGAUCUAAAUCUUUGUGCGGACACCAAAUUCAGUGAAUAAAAUAAUUUUCAUGUCUUUGUCGAAGAAUGCCAGCACACACAGCUGAUGCAUGAUCUCGACAUUAUAUAUUUUAUGAACGAAGUGGAUAGAAUUACCUUUGAAGACCUUAACUCGAAAACCAACAAGUACACAUGUGUGAGUUGACGUUUGUACUUAUCUGUGGUUAUAUUUAGUAUGCCUAUGAUCAUUCAUGAUCUACCCGGUCUCUUCCACUCGACAAUUCGCGAUAGCAAACCUGGAUCCACACACUUUUUUCCAGUGAAGAAGACCUGAUAUCGAAGGUCAAAGGACCACUGUUUCUAGACGGACCGUGGCAUACCAAGUUUUGAGCUUAUCUCCACUUCACCACCCUGCAGCUAGUCAAUGACGUCCGGUCUAGGUCAGCGUCAUUGAAGUCAUUGAGCGAGCGGCGACGUACGCUCCCCGACAUUCUCAGCCAUGCAUCUCGAAUGACCUGAGUUAUCGCUGUUUUGACGCAACGCGUGCGGAUUUCCCUUUUCGGAAAGGAAUUGGUGUGCUUCACUCGAACGCUCAUUUUCAGACAACUGUAAUCAAACAGAUCAGCUUUUCGUUCGUCUUACACGCACAUAUUUCAUUAUUAACAACCACAGAAGAUUGAUCAGACCGAUGUCAGGUUCACGCGGAUUUCGUUGCUAUUGUGGUACCGAGAUGAAACCAUAGGUCCCUGCAUAAUCACUUGAACAACACCUAUUCGAAUGACGUUUUCGCCUUCGCUCGGCCCGUUUGGCAACGACUUGUCCUCGAGGUACUCAAAGUUGUUCACAUCUUUAAGCCGUUAGACACUACUCACGAGCGUUAUGCCCUCUUGGUCAGGAAUGCAGUUUAUACAAACUUGGGUUUUCCCUGCUAGUGCACUCCAUUCCGUAGGCCACUAAAGCUUGAGACUGGCAGAUCAAUAUCGCCUGGUCGGUCAGGCGGUGUCCCACUACAAUUUCGACAUUUUGAAAGCCUCGCGAACCCUCUUGAGAACGUAAUUUACGACAGUAAACAACCCUAUAGCACUCCAUACCGAAUAUCAAGCUUUCGGAAAAGGUUGUCGUCGACCCUCUCAGUCGAUCAGCAGUAAUAUUUGCCUGAAACAGUACCUUUUCUCCACGUUACUCGUCAUAUUGACUUACAGUGAACGAAAUCGAGUGUUACAGAGAAGCAACUAACGCAGACACUCCGUUUUAGCUAUAACGGAGCUCAAGAGUAUGCCUCAAUGUGAAUUGGAAUCGCAGACAUACUGAAAAUGUCUAAGAAUGACUAUGCCAAAUAUUUAUGGAACUUAUACGGUCUUCUUAUUACGUAUUUGCCACUAUCGUAAUCUUAACCUGCGUAGUUCUCACUCAUUUUUUGCGCACAUAUCGUAACGAGAUCUCUGUAGUCGCGUCUCAAAUGCACAAAAAACACGCAGACCUGCGUUGAUAACUCCCUUAACUUGUGUGCUCACUCUCCUUCCGCCAUGUCGUUGCUAAUAAAUGUACUGGGGCCUUUUUUCUUUGAAGGCCGUCAUACUGAGCAUGCUCUCCGGCGCCAUGUGGAUCUCCAUAAACUCGCCACCUUGGGUCAUGUCAGAUGGCAGAAAGGUGGGUAAAUUUUCCUAACUCUAACUAACUCUUUUUUAGACCCACCUCUAUUAUCCUUCGCGUGGAGCUCAGCUGGCCUUUGAGGCAGUCAUCAUCUUCAGUCUAUGUAUCCUUUUUUGGGGAACUUAUCUUCUUUGCGGUGAGCAGGAGAAGUUGGCCGCUGCAUGAAAUGACAUGAAGUGGCCGCCCCCUUAUGCCUUACCCCCACGAAAAUGGGAUAAGCUACACGCUGAAAUAGUUUCACCUGUCGCAGAAGUCAGCCAAAGAUUGCUGACCUGUACUUCUACUCGGUUGAGUUCUGUCUUUGGUCUAGUUCGGUCAGUAGGAUGGGACCGGACCAGGAAAAGGCAUCUCUGAGGAUUGAUGGUCGUUAGUUUGAAGAAGUAGAUUGUUUUAAAUACCCCGGUGCGAGGCUGCUGUCGAAUGGACAGAGUAAGGACGGCAUUGUCUUCUGAAUUGGUGGUGCCCACGCGGCAUCUACAUUGCCACUAAAAUUUGCGUGUACCGUGUAUCCGUCCCGUCUGUCCCUCACUAUGGUCGUGGGUGCUGGGCUGUGCAUGUGGAGGACGAGCGAAAACUACGCCAAGUGUCCAAAGAGGUAGUGCUCAACGGUGUGUGAAACCAAUAGAAGCGAAGAAACGAGUCCCAGGAAGUAGUCUUGAAGAAGGAGACAAGAGCUCUAUUAGCCUGACGUUUCGGAUUCCUACUCGAAUCCAUCAUCAGAGACAAAAAAGCAGAAACGGUUGGUUGUUGCACAAGGGGCUGCGGUAUUUGUAGGAUGCAGUAGCCAUGCUACCACAUACCUUUGAACAUUCACGGCUUCCCCCUUCAUCCGGGAUCGUCGCACUUGGUGUGAUCAUUGCUUGAUGGCCGACAUUCGAGUCGAUAAUUGCUGCAAUUUCAUCACGUGCGUUGGAUGUUGGCGUGAUGAUUGCUCGACCAUCUGACGCAUCGACCCCGGUGUUGGGAAGAGUGUUCACCUCUGUGCUUCCCGCAUGGCUUGUUACCCCGCCUAGGCGAAGUUUCAGUACGGAGUAUGGAGUCGGAAGAUCGUUGCACUUGUUGAUGGACUGGGGGCCAGUAAGCCAUGAUUCCAGUAGCUCCCGGCUCACGCGGUUGUCACCUCUUGCGAGAAUUUCGGCCUCAUCGAAUUUGAAUGUGUGGCCGGAUCUCGUCGAAUGAGUCGCAAGGUGUGCGAAACCUUAUUGGACGACGUGCUGCAUUCACCAUGUCGUUUCGACUUCUUUACAUGUACUUACCAGAUCCGUACCCAAUCAGGUCCGAAGAUAUUACCACCGCGUGAUCCGCGACUACCUAUUCGUCAGGCUGGAAAACCUGGUAGCGUACUUAGAGGGCCAUUUUAUUAUUCCGCGCCUUGGACGUCCCGGAUACCCCACAGGCUUCAUACUUCAUGUUUCCUCUUGCUCUUUCCUCUUGUGUCUGUAUGUAUAACCAGGUUUCCACUACUUUCUGGAUGCUGUUCGCAGAGGAGGCGAUCUGUAACGUGUCAACAGGGGUAUUUUGCUGCUGCUGUGAAUGUUUGUUAAGAGAAAUCCUUGUCUCACCCCCAGUCAGCUUGUUUAACGCCACCUUCCUGACACCGAUUGAAGGCUUAGUAGACAGUCUUCCAUAUGCGGACUGAUUUUGGUAUCCGUAGGAUCCAGUGUUGUGGUCCCCAUUAUGGCUCCUGAGUUGGAGGGUUGACGUCACUCGGGAAUUUGCUUCAUGCACCAACUUUCGCUCCCAUUUUGCUUUGUUUCCCGUCUCCUAAAUGUAUUUCCUAUCAUGCGCGUUUUCGCAUCCGCUGGUGAUCUGGCGGUUUCCAUUGAGUCCCUUCUCGUCAUAUGUACCCUGUAACGGUAAAGCAUUUCGGCGAAGUUCACUUCUUCCGGUGUUCACACUGGCGUAUAUCUCCCUUAACUCACUGCCACAGAUGCCUGCACCAACCUCGGUAUCGUGUUGCUCACGCAAAAAUGCCGGAAACUGAGGGGCGCAAAACAAAUUGGUAAGUGAUCCUUUUGCAGUAUCUUUUAGUUACUUUUGUGCGUACGAUCUGCUUCCACCACCCUUAUUGUGAACUGGUGUAUAAAAAUUGGAAAGUGGGCCGUGCGUGGCACGCGUAGACGGGCGGUUCAGCGUUGCCAACCACUACGCUCACGCCCGCCUCCGGCCGUCUGGACCCUGUCGGCGUACAAUGGUUGAUGAAGGAAGGGAGCGCGCGAUAGACGCUGUGCAAGUUUGCUCCAUGAUAAAUAAAUCCAUGUGUAAGUCACUAGUGUAAAUUAUCGCGUGCGACGGCCGGACGGCUGGUCGGGGUUCUUCGGGUUCUAGCGGGAGAACCGUUUUUGAGACCGGCGACUUUGCCGCAUUCCUAGAUGUGACGGUCGCUGACUCUGGGGGAUUCCUCGGUCGCAUAAGUACGUAACCGGCCUCUGACUCGUGGUCUUCCCAGAGGACUUUUUGUCACCACCACCACCACCACCACCACCACCACCACCACCACCACCACCACCACCACCACCACCACCACCACCACCACCCGUUUUGUUUCACAGUACAAGCAUUUCUAUCCGCAGGCAAUGACAUAUUACAUAUUCCACAAACCUAGUUGGGUAGGAUCAGCGCGGCUGAGGUUAGCAGUGAGAACCCCCUCCUUUGAAAGCAACUGGAAAAAGUCUAUUUUGGUGACAAGUGACAGGCUGCAGUAUUCAUUGUUAGGAAGGUGGAUCGUGCAUACGUUGCCCAUAUUUGCGUUGGGGUGUGUUAGACCGAGGCUUCAAGUCGCAUCAGUCACUCGAAUUGGCUUCAGUCUGAUUUGCGGCUGGUAUGGGAUGCGCAAAAGGAAAAGAAGAACGAGCCCGAUGUAGCUGACCUUAAGUACUUGUUCCCUUACGAUAAACAUCCAUAUACUUUUCGAAACUAUCACUAUCCGCAAACAGUAGGAAGGUUCUCGAUGAUCGCGCUGAGGAUCUGACUGCAAUGGCUCAAAAUGUGGCCUUUAUGACAACACGUCCGUAAGAGAUCGCCUUCCUUGAGUACCGGCCCACAUGAAUUUGGCGGCCAGGUUGUGCGUGGGACGCGUAGACAGCUGUCUUGCCUUGUCAGUCACCAUAGCCACGCCAUCUUUAGUUGUCUUUAUUCGGUCCUUCCAGCGGAAAGCAGUGGGCAUGCAGCGCAAGCUCGCUUCACUAGUUCCUGUUGGGCCGCCUCUAAGUCUGCAUCGCUCUCAACAGACAAAAAACGAGUGUCGGUACGUAGUACUAGCCUGCUUAGUUGACUAACAUUUCCUAGACUAAAGGUCAGCGCCGUUGCGAGGGGAUAAAGGGCAGCCCUGAGAUUUUGCACUAACAACCAAAAAAUGUCAUUUCACGCCGAUCCCCCUCCCCCGCUCCCUUUCAUGCACGAAUCGCACGCGCACACAGUCAUUGGCACCUGCGGAUUUUCUUCCCUCCUAUUGGUUCUUGGAGUGCUUUCGUCGGUGGAAAGUACUUACCGCGUGCCUGAGCCGGAUCGGUUUCCCAGCUUCGAAGUAGGUAAGAGUCACCGCGUCACCGCCGGUACGUACUGCCAGCUGCGACUCCAGGCGCUGUGCUGUUUGCGGGUGGCAGCAGGAGUGGGCUAUUGAACAAUUACAAGCCCACUGCCGAUCCUGCCCGUUGCUGCCUACGAUAAAAACUAGUACUAAGCACAUUUUGGACAGCAGGGCGUUUUUACCACUUCGAACCAAACAACUCUCGUGAUAUCCACAAACUUGAAAGCGUAGGGCAUGUUGACGGAUGAAAAUCACCCUUUCCCCACCCUACCCAGCCUUCGGCACGCCAGCAAGCGGGAUUCAAUUGAAUGCGUAGUCUAUCGUCGCGGUCAUCGCGCAGACGGUUUCAACCUCUAGUUAGUCAGCCGCCUGUUUUGAUGCCGCUUAUUAUUUCAGUUUUGGACUUUUUUUAAAGGUAGGGGGCGCUCACCGAUCGUUCUUACGGAACUCAGUCGUUCCGUUGUGCCUUACGGGCUCUCUCUCUCGAGCCCAACCAGCAGCCGCACAGCGGCGCAUGAUAUAGGCAGUAUGGUAUUACCGACAAAGACAAGGCCAGUCUCCCUUGUCUUUAUCGCUAAUACCAUUCUACUCUUUUUUAGUAACUGAGUGGUCUAUUUAAAGAAAAAAAAAAGAGUUUGCGGGGUGGUUGUCUGUGUGUGCGCGCCCACCGUUUUACCUUGUUGUCGUCAUGCAGUGUUUUAAAGGCAGACACUUUAUGUUUCUUGUGAUUGCACUAAUGCUUUUUGCUGUUAUUAAUGGUACUAAUUCUUGCUCAUAGUGUGUGUCCUCGUCUGCCUGUCGAUGGCUGUGUUGGGCUUCAAUCAACUGGCCGAGUACUAUGCGCUCAAGACUGGUGAACUCCCCUAUCAGUAA